AAUGGUGAUCCCUCAUUCAGUGAUGUGAAUCUGCCCCUGUCAAGGGCGGCACGUCAGUACGCUUCGCACUAAGCUUUGGCUCCGCGUCGUAGGCUUCAAGGCAUCAUCGUUCUUCGGCCCAGCAACGACGUCUAUCUCGGUUCCUUGCACUUGACGACGACGAUCAUGGCCGCCCGCUCGCUGUCUACGGUCUUCUGGCGAGACAACGCAGAUCCAACGUAUGAGGCGCUGCCGCUGGAUUCGGGAGACGUACCGCGACAAUCGCCUCCGUCGCGCGUGUCGCGGACCCCGCUACGGCUGGCCGUCUUGGUAGCAGGCGUCGUGCUGCUCGUCGUGGCUGUAGUCACCGUCGAUCAGCACAUUGCCGCGUUAAGGAACCGGGCGGCGAUGCUGUCGUCAUUCUGGCCCGUGACACAGCCGAAUCGGACGGAUGUAUACGAGGAUGAGAACAGCCGGACGAUGCACAGGCUGAUUGAGUGCGUGGCGGAUGGGACGUGCACGGAGAGGCAGACGCAUGUCGUGAUUCUGGCCAGUUGGCACUUCAGAGGCUCGGUGGAAGGCCAGGUCUCUGGAGAGGAUAUUUGGGCUCGCAGUGUGCUCCUCGCCCUGAAAGAGAUGGGCUACAGCGCCAUUAUCACCGCUGGCACGAACGAAGACCUCAUCCACACCUACCACCUCUUCCCCGACCUCGUCAAAGUCAUCAUCGCCGAGGGCUGGGACAUCGACAUGUGCAACAAGGACCCCUCCUGCGUCCAAUCCGAGUCCAACCCGCUCGGCAUCCCCCUAUGGAAGCUCUUCGCCUUCCACUUCUGGGGCGGGCACGCGCACCCGCUCGGCGGCCCAUGGACGCUCAGCCCAGAGAACUACCCCCUCCUCAUGGGCGGGGAUUCUGUCAACAACACCUACCUCGGCUACAGCAUCGAGCGCGCGUGCGAGAAGCUGCCCGUCGUCGCGCACACGGAACGACCGAAACAAGCUUACAUUCUCGCGAAGCGUCUUUCCUACUUCUACGACCACAAUUUCGCGUGGCGGGACGUCGCGUUCGACGACGCGGGGUCGCCGGCGCGCUUCGUGGCGGGGAUGAUCGAGGACGCGGACGCGGCGGGGAAGAGCGUGCCGGCGGGCGUGGCGAACCACGGGCGGCUGAAUAAGACGGCGUUCUACCUCGAGCUCGCGCGGAGCCGGGUGCUGGUGGGCAUUGGGAGCCCGCUGCUGAGUCCAAGCCCGUACGAUGCGCUGUGCAUGGGCGUGCCGUUCAUCAAUCCGAUCCAGCGCUGGGACCGGGCGCAUCCAGAGAACCGCGAGGCCUGGCUGACGCAGCACGAUGGUCUGAAGUACGAGAAUCCGCCGCAUGUCUAUAAUGUGCAUGCGAAUGAUGUGGCGGGGUUCUGGGCGGCGGUGAAGCAGGCGAUGGAGACGGGGAUUGAGGGGGACAGAUAUAUCGUGUCGAACAUGACGAUGGACGCGCUGAAGACGCGACUCACGAGGAUCAUUGAGACCGACUGGGAAGGCCGCGCGAAAUCUCUGUCGUCGUAGAUUUGCGAGUUUUUCAAGAAGGUAUGUGCAAGUGCUACUUCGAAGGAAGACUUGCCAUGAUUUCCUAGCGGCCUUGGCCAAGUUGUACACGGCCUUCACUUGCGCGACCUCUUGGCUUUCUUGCCUGUAUGUUUGGUUAUCCUCUCGUAGACCAUAUGUAGACCCAUAUAUAUCUGUGCUCACUUUGUU
Schizophyllum commune H4-8 is the source of this 1725-nucleotide messenger RNA. RefSeq lists its product as uncharacterized. Gene Ontology annotation, biological process: protein N-linked glycosylation. Gene Ontology annotation, molecular function: alpha-1,6-mannosylglycoprotein 6-beta-N-acetylglucosaminyltransferase activity. The transcript is spliced from 6 exons. The record is from RefSeq and is a predicted model, not a curated record. Bases 166 to 1536 code for a protein of 456 amino acids. Gene Ontology annotation, cellular component: Golgi apparatus. NCBI's taxonomy places the organism in Eukaryota, Fungi, Basidiomycota, Agaricomycetes, Agaricales, Schizophyllaceae.